Molecule: messenger RNA, 1446 nt
Organism: Pseudogymnoascus destructans
Lineage: Eukaryota; Fungi; Ascomycota; Leotiomycetes; Thelebolales; Thelebolaceae
Exons: 2
Coding region: 184-1446 (420 amino acids)
Cellular component (GO): intracellular anatomical structure
Molecular function (GO): FMN binding; NADPH dehydrogenase activity; NADP binding
Source: RefSeq, a predicted model, not a curated record
CUUUAUUGUUGGUGUAUAUAUAUUGCGAUUUUUCCUCUCCCGUUCUGUCCGUCUGUCUGUCUGAAAGCAUUCGUUUCUUCUGUUUAUAGACAGCUUUGACGUAGUCGUUCUUCCGUCGCAUUGUCAAGCUAUCGCUCUCGCAACACACCGCCCUUCGAGACAGUGGAGAAGAAUAACUUCAAGAUGACGGCUCAUCAAGAUAUUGAGAAUAAGGCGCAAGCCGGGAUCUCCUACUUCACCCCCGCCCAAACCCCCCCUGCCGGUACCGCCCUCCCCAACGGCACACCCAUCCCCAAACUCUUCACCCCCCUCCACCUCCGCUCCCUAACCUUCCAAAACCGCAUCAUGCUCUCCCCCCUCUGCCAAUACUCCGCCAAAGACGGCCACCACACUGCCUGGCACCUCACCCACCUCGGCGGCAUCCUCCAGCGCGGCCCCGGGCUCACCAUGAUCGAAGCCACGGCCGUCGUCCCCGAGGGCCGGAUCACCCCUGAAGACAGCGGAUUGUGGCAGGACUCGCAGAUCGAGCCGCUUAAGGCUACUGUCGGGUUCGCGCACUCCCAGAACCAGAAAAUCGCGAUUCAGCUGGCUCAUGCGGGGAGGAAGGCGAGUUGUGUAGCGCCGUGGUUGAGCGCCGGUGCGGUAGCGACGGAGGCUGUAGGGGGGUGGCCGGAGAAUGUCCUCGCUCCCAGCGCAAUCUCUUUUUCCCCCGGCAACUUCCCAGACCCCAAGGCGAUGACGGUCCAGCAAAUAGAGGAGUUCAAAGUCUCCUUCGUGGCGGCGGCGAAGAGGGCGGUGAAGGCGGGGAUCGAUGUGAUUGAAAUCCAUAAUGCGCAUGGCUACCUGCUCCACGAGUUUUUGUCGCCGGUGAGCAAUACGAGGACGGAUAGCUAUGGUGGGUCGUUUGAGAAUCGCACGCGCUUGACGCUGGAGUUGGUGAGGUUGGUGAGGGGGUCGAUCCCGGAGGGGAUGCCGCUUUUUAUGCGGAUCUCGGCGAGUGAUAAUUUGGAGCAUGCGGAUUUCCAGGGGGAGAGCUGGACGCUCGCUGAUUCAGUCAAACUCGCGCCUCUACUCGCCGAAGCGGGCGUGGAUCUCCUCGAUGUCUCGAGCGGAGGAAACCAUCUAGGCCAGAAAAUCGCGCCGGUCCCAGGAUACCAGGUUGAGAUGGCGAAGAUGAUUAAGAAGGCUGUUGGGGAUAAGAUGGCGGUUGGUGCUGUGGGGUUGAUUCACAGCGGCAAGUUUGCGGAGGAGAUUUUGCAGGGGAAGGGGCCGGGAGAGGAAACGGUGGAGGGGGUGGAUGCGAUUUUUGUUGGGAGGGGGUUUCAGAGGAAUCCGGGGCUGGUGUGGGAUUGGGCGGAUGAGUUGGGGACGGAGAUUCAGGUUGCAAAUCAGAUUGGGUGGGGGUUUAAGGGGAGGGGGCCGAGGAAGCAGGGGAAGAAGUCGUAG